UACUCUGGUUAGUCUGAUUGAUGGGCGGGACUACGCAACUAUAUAUAGUGGGGCUGGAUCUCGGACGCCUCCCCUCUUUCUCUCCUUCUGGAUCCGCGGCUCCUCGUGGCGGCUGUGGUGUGGUGUGGCGUGGCGUGGCGUGUGCCGGGGUGGAUGAGCCGGUGGCGUGUUCGGCGAAAGUGCCGUUGGCGUGCUUUACCAGCGAGGUGUGCGUUCUGGCAACAGCGUGGGAUUGUGGUGGUGCGGGAUCAGGCUCCGCCGCUGGAAUUUUGUGUGUGGCUGGCAUCGAGGCACGAAUUUCCUCCCCCGCAGCGCACAGUGAGGCGGGCUGCUGGUUCUGUGGAGUCAGGUUGCCCUGCUGGGGGCCAUUCUGAGUGUGGUCGUGUUUCCCGUAGGUGCUGCGGGCUCAAGGUGGCGACCCAAUCCUGGUGGUGGGUUUUUCCUCACAGAUCUGCGUGUGUGUGGUGUCACGGGUGUUUUAGUUUCUUCCUCCCUUCAUGAUUUUGAGUUCGGGCCGCCACGGUAAGUCCCAGCCCUGUUCCCUUUUAGUGCCACCUACAGGUCAAAGUAGGAACAUGACCCACAGCUGAUGUUUUUUUUUUAAUAUCGUCAUCGCAAUAAAGAAUUGUUAUAUUUUUCUAUACCCUGUCUCUUGCCCUGUGGUAAUUUUGAGCCUGUGUUAGCCUAAGCUAAACUAUUUCCUGGGGCGAAAUCCCCCAGGUGGCGUUGUUGGUAUUGGUCUUCAGUCAGAAUUAGUGUUUUAAUCCCUCCCACUUGCCACAUACUUGGCGUUGUCGGCAGGAUACCACAGUUAAAAGGGCAGAGACUUGGUUGUUUUUUUUCUUUUCCUUUUCUUUUUAUUAAUGUGGUUUACCUCUUGUUUUUUUUAUUGGUGAUUAUUUGUGCAGUCAUAGAGCCAGAACAGCAGCGUUAUUCCCAAGCUCAACUUUAAUUAUCCUGUGCAUCUGUUUUUCGGGUGAUGAUGGAGGAGGAAAUGCAGCAGCUCAAAGAGUUGGUUUUGCAGCUUAAGGCGGACAACGAGCGACUCCGUCGGGAGUGUGCGGCCUCUCCGGGGGCCUCCAGUGGGGCUUCUUCGGGCUCUUCUGCUCCGGCAACAGGUGCUGUUUCAGAGAGGUUGGUUGUGAUUCCGAGAGACCGUAAGUGUCCCAUUUUCAAUGGUAAGACAGGCAUAGGGAUUGUUGAGUGGGUGGAGGAAGUUCAGGCAUGUGUACGCGCUCGCCACCUUUCUGCUACUGACCAAGCAUCGUUUCUUUUUGAUCAUUUGGAGGGAGAGGCAAAAGAGGAGAUCAAGUUUCGCUCCAAUGAAGAGCGCAGAGACCCAGCUCGGGUCCUGGCUAUUUUAAAGGAGCUGUAUGGGUGCAGUCAGUCUUACGUCACCCUGCAGCAGGCCUUCUUUUCUCGGCAUCAACAGGAAGGUGAGACUUUGCAGGAGUUCUCUUUAGCCCUCAUGGCUUUAAUGGCACAGGUUGAGCAACAUGCGCCUGAUAGAAUGCCUAAUGCAGGCGUUCUUCUUAGAGAUCAGUUUACAGAGCAUGUCCUUGAUAGCUCCCUCCGUCGGGAACUGAAGCAGUUGGUACGUCGCAAACCCACCAUCACCUUGUUGGAGCUGCGGAGUGAGGCAAUUCGAUGGGAGAGGGAGGGCCUUCUAGGUGGCGCUAGAGGUCGUAGCUCUUCACUGCCAGUAGCUUAUGGCCUCCAAUAUGGGGUGCAGGGUCAUCGUCAACCAGCUUCUCAGGUUGCUCCUCAAGGACCAGGCUUGAGUGAAGUAAUGGACCUCUUAAAGCGUCAGCAGGAACAGUUAAAUCACUUGGCCCAGACAGUAGCUUCUUUGCGGGCACCUCCCUUGCCAGGCCCUGUGUCUCGGUCUGUAGUUUGCAGGAAGUGCUUGCAGCCCGGUCAUUUUGCUCGAGAGUGUGACCGUGAGCGUGCUCACCCUCGUAGGCGUGCUAACUCCUCUACAGAUUUCGAUCGAAAUGCUGCACUGCCUUCUCAUUCUUCUCAGCAGUCGGGAAACUGA
Molecule: messenger RNA, 2038 nt
Organism: Doryrhamphus excisus (bluestripe pipefish)
Lineage: Eukaryota; Metazoa; Chordata; Actinopteri; Syngnathiformes; Syngnathidae
Source: RefSeq, a predicted model, not a curated record